Molecule: messenger RNA, 539 nt
Organism: Musa acuminata AAA Group (dessert banana)
Lineage: Eukaryota; Viridiplantae; Streptophyta; Magnoliopsida; Zingiberales; Musaceae
Product: auxin-responsive protein SAUR71-like
Exons: 1
Coding region: 9-362 (117 amino acids)
Biological process (GO): response to auxin
Source: RefSeq, a predicted model, not a curated record
AGGCGAGAAUGAUCCGACGGAUGUCGCGGGUGGCGGACUGCUCCCAGUGCCCGGCGAUGCGGGGGUGGGAGAAGGGGAGGCGGCCGGCAGCUGCGGCGGCGCAGGGCCACGUGCCGCUCCACGUGGGGGAGGAGAUGGAGCGGUUCGAGGUCCGGAUGGAGCUGCUCGCCCGGCCCGCCUUCCUCGAGCUGCUGCGCCGGUCUGCCCAGGAGUACGGCUACGGGCAGCGCGGCGUCCUCCGCAUCCCCUGCCCGGUCCCGUUCUUCCGCCGCCUCCUCGCGGCCUGCGGGAGUAGGGUGGAGGAGGAUGGACUGCUCCGGUCCUUCGACGAGUUGUUCCACUCGUCCUCCGACCCGAAUUGACCCGGCGAAUCGAAUCCGCUUCCUGGCUUCUUCUUUUCUCUGUUCGCUGAUCCGCCCAUGGAAGCUGUUGUUGUAGAUAAACUUCAUGGUGUAUCGAAGGAGGGUCUUCUUCCUUUUCACUCUGUAGAGAUACCGAUGAGCUCCAAUUACAUGAAUUCUCGAAACUAUUGUACUUCA